Messenger RNA from Hevea brasiliensis (rubber tree), 1378 nucleotides. RefSeq names its product lysine-rich arabinogalactan protein 19. Lineage: Eukaryota; Viridiplantae; Streptophyta; Magnoliopsida; Malpighiales; Euphorbiaceae. The transcript has 2 exons. The coding region runs from base 229 to 984 and encodes 251 amino acids. The record is from RefSeq and is a predicted model, not a curated record. Gene Ontology annotation, cellular component: plasma membrane.
UUGCAACACUUGAAAGAUUCAGUAUCAAUUCCAGGAUUGCACUGGCCCACUACCUGCUGGCUUUGGCUUAAUUUGCCUGCUCACUCCAAAUCAUUAGAAGGAACGUAGCAUUCGCAUGAAGACUACAUUUCUCCUUCCAAUUCCUUACCAAACAUUUUCUACAGCUACAAUUACUUUUGCCUACAACUCUAUAUAAUCACUAUUUGUUUUGUUCUUAUUACAACAAAAAUGGAUUCUUUGUUUUUGGCUUUCAUCUUGGCUUGCCUCUGCUUCCAGUUAACCAUUACCGAUGCUCAAGCACCGGUAGCAUCACCAGUGACUUUGCCUACUACACCUCCACCUACAACUCCACCUCCACCUUCAACUACACCAACUGCACCAACACAAUCUCCAGUAAGUGCAGCAACACCUCCAGCUGCAACCACUCCUAUAUCAUCACCAACUCCUAAAGUAGCUCCAGCUAUCAGCCCAACUGUCCCACCUCCUCAAACUCCACCACCUCAAACUCCUCCUGUUGCAACUCCAGUUCAACCACCUGCAUUGCCGCCACCACCUGCUUUACCACCACCACAGGUGUCCCCUGCUCCAGCCCAGGCACCUCCAGCACCAGCCCCUGUGACACCAGCAACACCACCACCAACACCAACACCAGCACCAGCGACUCCACCAGCCCCAGUACCAGCUCCUCCACCACUGGCCCCAACACCUGAAUUAGUGCCUUCACCCGCACCAGCUCCAUCCAAACACAAGAAGAAAAGAAGGCACAGGCACAAGAAGCAUCAUCAUUCACCAGCUCCAGCACCAACUCCCCCCAGUCCCCCGGCCCCACCCACACCAGUGACAGACUCUGAGGAUACAGCCCCUGCACCAUCCCCAAAUCUGAAUGGAGGAAAUGCAUUGCAUCAGCUGAGAGGAAGGUCUGGAAUCUGGGCAAGGACAUUAGCUAUUGCCUUUCUGCUGCUGGUUACAGGCUACAGUUUUUAGCAAUCUCAUAUCAUGAAGGAAGAUAAAGGAUGACUUUGGUGUAAAUGUUAUUCCACUUGUAACCUAGAGGUCAUGGGUUCGAGCCAUGGAAACAGUCUCUGCAAAACAGGAGUAAGGCUGCAUAUAUCAACCCUCCCCAACGCCCACAAGUGUGGGAUGCUUCUGGGUCACCCUUUUAUAUCAUGAAGAAAGAUAAUUUUAUAUGUACAAAAUAAAAAUCACUUAAAAAUUCAUAUAAAUAGGAUUAUGAUGCAAGAGGCAUGCCAAUGGAUUGUCAACAUUUUUGUAUUUUUUCAAUUCUUACACAGAUGGCAUGUAAUAAAGAUGAAGUUUGAAUUACAACCACAGAAAACUAUAUAAAGAAGAAAACUGUAUAAAUACUGAAAUUCAUUCA